AUGGCAAUUUCUUCUUCUCGUUCUUCUUCUUUCUCUUCAUUAUCUUCAGCUAUUGUUGCAUUAGCUGUGUUCCUGCUUCUUACAGGGACCUCUUCAGCUCAACUCUCUGAGAACUUUUAUUCUAAGAAAUGUCCAAAGGUUUUCGACGCUGUAGAAUCUGUUGUUAAAACUGCUGUGGCUAAAGAACGUCGCAUGGGAGCAUCUCUCCUUCGCCUCUUUUUCCAUGAUUGCUUUGUUGAUGGUUGUGAUGGGUCAUUACUACUUGAUGACACUUCAACUUUCAAAGGAGAGAAAACUGCAGCUCCGAACAACAAUUCUGUGAGAGGUUUUGAAGUAAUUGAUGCUAUCAAAUCUAAGGUGGAACAAGUAUGCCCCGGUGUGGUGUCAUGUGCUGAUAUCUUGGCCAUUACUUCUCGUGACUCUGUUGUCAUCCUUGGAGGACCUUCUUGGAAUGUUAAACUUGGAAGAAGGGAUUCAACGACAGCAAAUUUCACUGCUGCAAACACUGGUGUGAUUCCAGCUCCUACAUCUAAUCUAAGCAUCCUUAUCUCAACCUUCAAAGCUCAAGGGCUCUCUGCCAAGGACAUGGUUGCUUUAUCUGGGUCUCACACAAUUGGGAAAGCAAGGUGUACUAGUUUCAGAAAUCGCAUAUAUAAUGAGACCAACAUUAAUAGUUCAUUUGCUAAGUCAAGGCAGAGGAACUGUCCAAGGACUAGUGGCUCAGGAGACAACAAUCUAGCAAAUCUAGAUUUCAGAACUCCUAAUCAUUUUGAUAACAAGUACUACAAGAACCUCCUCAUCAAUAGGGGUCUCUUACAUUCUGAUCAGGUUCUCUUCAAUGGUGGAUCUACUGAUUCACUUGUUAAAACAUACAGCAAGAAUAAUAAGGCCUUUGAUUGUGACUUUGUUAAUGCAAUGAUUAAGAUGGGAAACAAUAAACCCUUAACUGGGUCACAAGGGGAGAUUAGGAAGAACUGCAGGAGAACUAAUUAGAAGAGACACAAUAAUUUAUUUGUUGUAAACUUUAUACCACUAAAUGUGGGAAUUAAGUU
Molecule: messenger RNA, 1052 nt
Organism: Gastrolobium bilobum
Lineage: Eukaryota; Viridiplantae; Streptophyta; Magnoliopsida; Fabales; Fabaceae
Product: peroxidase 4-like
Exons: 4
Coding region: 1-993 (330 amino acids)
Biological process (GO): response to oxidative stress; hydrogen peroxide catabolic process
Molecular function (GO): peroxidase activity; heme binding
Source: RefSeq, a predicted model, not a curated record